UUGAAGAGAAACUAGACAAACUCAACAGGAAACAACGUGAGUCGCAGGAAAAAAUGAGGUAUUAUGAACCUAAUGUUGAGAAAAUCAAUUCAGCUCUAGAAGCAGGAGUUUACCAGCAGUUUCUUGCUAGCGCUAUUCAGCGUAUACAAUUGUCAAAGGCCAAACUGCUAGGAAAUCAACUUGUUCAUGAAAGGACUGAAAAUGUUGAGGUGCAGGCAGCAUCAUCGAUGCAAAUGGAUGAUGCAACUUCAUUAACUGAUCAGACUGUUGAAAGAAACCAAACCGGGAUGAAUUCAACCAUAUUGGAUGAAAAUCAAAGUGGUACAAGCUUAGCUGCAGGGCCUCAUCUUAGCCUAGGCUUCAUUGAAGCACAAAUGCUGUGGAAUAAGCAUGGGAUUCUUUGAAAUUUUAUAAUUUGUUUGAUAAAAUAAGAUAAAUUAUGCAAGACAAUGAUUAUAUUAUUAUUGGCUUUUGUGAAACAACCAAAUGGGUAUAUAUGUCAUCAAUUUGAAUUAUGUA
Messenger RNA from Salvia miltiorrhiza (redroot sage), 519 nucleotides. RefSeq lists its product as uncharacterized. The coding region runs from base 54 to 404 and encodes 116 amino acids. The transcript has 5 exons. NCBI's taxonomy places the organism in Eukaryota, Viridiplantae, Streptophyta, Magnoliopsida, Lamiales, Lamiaceae. The record is from RefSeq and is a predicted model, not a curated record.